This is a messenger RNA of Brassica napus (rape), 1612 nucleotides long. Its product is annotated as ribokinase-like. The coding region runs from base 1047 to 1304 and encodes 85 amino acids. The record is from RefSeq and is a predicted model, not a curated record. The transcript has 3 exons. NCBI's taxonomy places the organism in Eukaryota, Viridiplantae, Streptophyta, Magnoliopsida, Brassicales, Brassicaceae.
AUAAAAAAUUGUACACACUUACUGGAUUUUUUCAUUACCCAUAAAGUGUAGAUGUUAGAUAGUUUCCACAACAUCUACUCAUAUCUUGGUGAAAAAACUUAUUCAUACAUCCAUAUGUAAGUGUUGAGUACAUGAAUAGUUUUCUAGAUUGAGAUGCAUAAGCAAUUCACAUAUACAUUUUAGUUUUGUUCAUGAUCUCUGUUAUGUUCUUGAUAAACAUAUACACAGAUGAUAAUGCUGGUGAAAAAAUGUAGAUUAGUAUCUAUUUAAAAUCUCAGAAUAGUUUAAGCAAACACAUAUAAAUAUAAUUUUGAUAGUGAUAUAAAGAGUUGCUUCAUGCUUACAAAUCUUUGUUUUCUUUUGUUUUUCUGUUUCUCUAUAUUCCAUUUUUUUGGUCAGCCCUCUAUAUUCUAUGUAAUAAUAAGUUUUAAAUCUCUGAGACCAUAUUGUCUGCAUCCAAGAGUUUUAACAAAAUUUAAGAAGCUAAGUUAUUGAGAAGCUUUGCAAUCUGGUGUUUGGAGUUUAUUUAUAAAUUUGCAAUAAUCAUUUUGAGAUUGAUUCUUCUCAUGUUUCAUUACAUAUUAGUUUUUGCCAAUCUUUUAUGCUCUUUUUAACAUGGAACUUCACUUCACUGCAGUUAUUAGCCAUGGAUGUGGAGCCUAACGUGACGUCGCCACCAGCAAUAACCCCAAGUUCAUGGGAGGUAACCUCCUUCAUUUGAAUUCCACAUCCAACUUUUGCAGUGCCACUUUCACCUUUCAUUAAUCUCCUGCAACUUGCAGGCCGGUUUUUCCUAAAUGCAACUUCUGGCACACAUUUAUACUUUGACAAAGAAACAAGUGACGGUGACACCUUCGUAUCCCAGUAACUUACUCUAGCUUUAAAAAUUUAUUCUUGAGUUUUUGCUUGAAAACCCUCCAUGUAAACAAAUACAUCUGUUUUAUUUUUUAGCUUUGGUAAUGAUGACUUAGCCUCUUCCACAAGUUUGACCAAAUAUGGUAGUGUUAAUAAAAUAGAAACAGUAGCAGAGUCAGGGCUCGACACCUAUGUGGUCAACUCCCCUCCUCAGAACUAAACCCGAUCUGAGGAAGUUGGUGACAGAGGAGAUGCUGCAAUCGGACGGGCAGAACUCGAUCAUUAUCGUAGGUGGUGCUAAUAUGAUAGGGUGGCCUGAGAAGAUGAUUGAUGAUGAGCUGGAGAUCGUGAGGAAUGCUGGUGUUGUGCAGCUUCAAAGAGAGAUCCCAGACUCCAUCAACAUUCAAGUUGCUAAGGCUGUGAAGAGAGCAGUUGUGCUGGUCAUCUGACGUGGAAGGAAUGGAUACCCCAAUCCCUAAUGAGCUAUUGGAUUCAGUUGACAUCUUGCAACAUAAUGAAACUGAGCUCUGUCGCUUGACCGGAAUGCCUACUGAAACUUUUUAACAGAUUCACCAAGCUGUUGUAAAGUGUCAUAAUUUGGUGCUUGACGGAGAGUAUGGUUAAACCGUCCUUUCAUAUAUGUAGCAAGUGAUGAAAUGUUGCCAAGUUACAUAUUAUUUAAUAGUUUUAUUUAUUAUGGAUUUUUUUUGUCAACCUAUUAUUAUGGAUUUAUUUUAAUAAAAUGUAUAUUUAGCUU